Molecule: messenger RNA, 2175 nt
Organism: Brugia malayi
Lineage: Eukaryota; Metazoa; Nematoda; Chromadorea; Rhabditida; Onchocercidae
Gene: Bma-mctp-1
Exons: 19
Coding region: 1-2175 (724 amino acids)
Biological process (GO): regulation of neurotransmitter secretion
Cellular component (GO): synaptic vesicle membrane
Molecular function (GO): calcium ion binding
Source: RefSeq, a predicted model, not a curated record
AUGAGUUCAUCGCUAUUAAAAGGUGUCUUCAAGAGAGAGUUAGGUGAAGGACGUUAUCGAAGAUUAAAGGAAAAAGAUGAUACUUUCGCUGAUGAAGCAAGCGACAUGUCAUCUCCUCCAGUUACAUCAUCUACAGCAAAUGAACAGAAGUGUAAUGUUACGUCGAAAGAGUCAAAUCCGGAAGCUUAUGUAACUUUUUCGGUACGGAUAUGCUUGAAGGAAGGACAUAAUUUGGUGAUUCGAGAUGCUUCCGGAAGCAGUGAUCCGUACGUCAAAUUUAAAUAUAAAGAUCGGACUUAUUUCAAAAGCUCAACAAUUUACAAGAAUUUAAAUCCAAUUUGGGAUGAAGAAUUUACAUUAUUAAUAGACGAUCCUACUACACCAAUUUAUAUGGACGUAUAUGACUAUGACCGUUGGGCAACCGACGAUUAUAUGGGUGGCGCUAUUAUUGACCUCAGUCAAUUAAGACUUUUUCAAAUGACAAUAAUGAAAUUAAAACUACGAGAAGAAGGAAAUGAUGAAAAUAUGGGUGAAGUUGAUAUCGUUGUCACAAUUUCUCCUUUGACUACCAGUGAAAAAGACGAAUUCUUAAAAAAGGCGACCCGUGGAAUAAUUUGUGAACGACCGAAAAGGACACCUCAAAGAAUGACGCAAGUUUGGUCGUCUGUUGCAAACAUCGUUUUGAUUGAAGGACGAAAUUUAGCUGCGACAAAUGGUUCCGAAAACCACUUUCCAGAUCCUUUUGUAAAAUUUAAACUUGGAAGUGAGAAAUAUAAAAGCAGGCCUGUAAUGCGGAAUAAUUGUCCGAAAUGGUUGGAACAAUUUGAUCUGCAUAUGUUCGAUGAACCAAAACACAUACUUGAAAUGAUGGUUAUUGAUAAGAGAACGAAUUUGAAUAUUGGGAGAUGCAGUUUAGAUUUAGACAAAUUGGAAAAAGAAACUCCGAAUCAAAUGAUUUGUGAACUUGAUCGCGGUACUGGUUCUAUUCUCGUUCUUAUAUCAAUAACAGGUACAUCUUCUACUGAUGCAGUCAUUGAUCUGUCUGAUUUUUCUGGCGAAGACAUAAGGAAUGCAAUCAUCGAAAAAUAUAGUUUGCGAAAAACGUAUGAAUGUUUCCGCGAUAUCGGUUUUCUUAGUGUCAAAGUAUUUCGUGCUCGCAAUUUGGCAUCAGUUGAUGCGAUGAAUAAGAGCAAUCCAUUUGUGGUAGUUGAAUUGGUGAAUGCAUUGUUGCAAACACAUACGGAAUACAAAACGGUUAAUCCGGAAUGGAACAAAAUUUUCACAUUUGCAGUGAAAGAUAUUCAUUCAAUACUUGAAAUAACAAUUUAUGAUGAAGAUCCAAAUAAAAAAGCAGAAUUUUUGGGCAAAAUUGCGAUUCCAUUAUUACAGAUUCAAAAUUGCGAACGAAAAUGGUAUGCUUUGAAAGAUCGGAAAUUGAGAACACCAGUUAAGGGACAAAUAUUGCUGGAAAUGGAUAUCAUCUGGAAUCCGAUUCGUGCAGCAAUCCGUACUUUUACUCCACGAGAACGAAAAUAUAUGCAAAUAGAUCCAAAAUUCAAACGACGUAUUUUUAUGAAUAGUUACGCAAGACUUCGAGGAUUUCUUCUAGUACUGGUGCAAAUUCGAGAUUAUGUGCAGAGUUGCUUUGACUGGGACUCACCAAUGCGUUCCAUAUUUGCAUUCCUUCUAUUUAUAAUAUUCGUGUACUUCUUUCAUAUUCAUCACAUUCCAAUUAUCAUAUUGCUUUUUUUCCUUCGACCCCACAAAAUCAAAUAUUUGGAGCCAAAUAGAAAUGAAAAUAAUAACAAACCAAUUUCGGAAUCAGACGAAGAGAUUGAGAUGAGUGGACAAUCAUCAUCAUCAUCAUCAAUCCGUGAACGCUUCAACACCUUACAAGACACAAUGGCUAAAGUACAGAAUAUGAUGGAUUUUACCGCAUCGUUGUUGGAACGAAUUCGAAACACGUUUAACUUCACGCAACCGUAUCUUUCAACGUUAGCUAUAGUAACACUUUCUAUUGUUACCAUUUUGCUUUAUUUUGUACCACUGAGAUGGAUUAUUAUGAUAUGGGGUAUCAAUAAGUUCACGAAAAAAUUGCGCAAUCCAAAUCUUAUUCCAAAUAAUGAACUUCUCGACUUUCUCUCACGUGUUCCAAGUAACAAUGAAAUUGUAUGA